AUGCCUUUCAUGCAUGGAUCAAUGCCACUUCGGCGGACCUACUUUUAUUUGAAUCAGGGAACAAUAUUCUUUCGAGAUGUCGUGAAGGUUCUUGCAUUCGGUUUUCAUCGGAGACCAACACCUGAACAAAAAGGAGCUAGGGAUUUUAUCUUUUGGCAUUGGGCGCAAUUGCAGUUUCAAAAUCCAAAGGUUCAGUUGGUUAAAUAUGUUGAUUUCACUCCGAUACCAUUUGUUCAAGCUUUCCUUGAUGACGGACGUGAAGUAUUAUUUGAUUUGGAUGGAAAAAGUCGAGAAGAGAUUAUCGAAAUAUUAAAGGGAACACUUGGCAAAACAAAUUUAGUGCUAAGACGGGAAAAGUUUGAAAGAGUAAUCGAGAAAAAUCCGAGUUCAUUUGGUGAGGAUUGUUCAAGGCAAUGUAUUUGCACCGUGCAAGGUCAAUAUCCAUGUACUGGAUUACUCGCUGCACCCGAUUACUUGAAAGGAACUUGGCGAUGGCAUAAAAAUUGUCGUGAGUAG
Messenger RNA from Dracunculus medinensis (Guinea worm), 516 nucleotides. NCBI's taxonomy places the organism in Eukaryota, Metazoa, Nematoda, Chromadorea, Rhabditida, Dracunculidae. The record is from the annotation of a GenBank genome assembly.